CGUGCUGCCUUAAAAGGUACCUUUUACAUUCCCCCCAGCACUCAGCAUUAGCUUUCAGUCUACACUCACCAGUCAUUUGAGAGAAUGGCUGCUGCUCUCAUCAAGCUCACAGCUGUUAUCUCCCUGACCAUUUCUCUCUUCUUAGCCCUGCAUAAUCCUCGAAUAUCUGCUUUCUCAACCAACGUCGAAGACGUUGAGGAAGAUUACAUACUUGACACCCCAGUUCAUCAUUCAAGAUCAAGAAGCCGUUUCUUGGCCAGAAUCAUAAGGAAAGGCAUGCACUGCAAUCUCAUUAAUAACAUCUGCAAUGGGGUACCGGCAAAUAAUGGAACCAGCCUACUGUACUGCUGCAAGAAGCAUUGCCGCAACAUUCUUAGGGAUGUGAACAAUUGCGGAUGCUGCGGGAAGAAAUGCAAGUUUGGAGAACGUUGCUGCCAUGGGACUUGCACUGAUGUUGCUUUCAAUGUUAAUCACUGUGGCAAGUGCAACAAGAAGUGUUUACCAGGCGUUAGGUGUGAGUGUGGAUCUUGUGGGUAUGCUUAAACUAAACUUAUUCAUUCUAGAGUUUCAGAAGGGAUUUGGGUAUACACUAUACAUAGAUUGUCAUAAACAACAAGUAUGAUAUGAUAGGUAAUAAAAAGAAGAAGCCUGCUGUAGGGAUACAAUAAUCUCUUCUUCUGACUCGUUCUAUAACUCUUGAAAUGUUGUACAUUUAUGUGUUUUAGCCUUUUCUGUUGUACUAGGUCAAAUAUCAUUCUAGUAAAACAAACAAGCCGAA
Rubroshorea leprosula is the source of this 778-nucleotide messenger RNA. NCBI's taxonomy places the organism in Eukaryota, Viridiplantae, Streptophyta, Magnoliopsida, Malvales, Dipterocarpaceae. The record is from the annotation of a GenBank genome assembly.